UGAUUGUGCCACGCUCCGUAAAAUGGAAGAUUUCAAGCCCUUUCCUCACUUUGCCACUGACGCUUUGCACGCUGGACAGGAACCUGAACAAUGGAACUCCAAAGCUGUAAACCCUCCUAUUUCAAUGGCCACUACAUUCAAGCAAUCAGGACCUGGGGAACAUGCUGGUUUUGAGUAUGGGAGGAGUGGCAACCCUACCAGGAACUGCCUGGAGAGAUGUAUUGCUGCAUUGGAAGGAGCUAAAUAUGGUCUGACAUUCUCAUCUGGUUUAGCAGCUACAAUGGCUAUCACACACCUGUUGAAUGCUGGUGAACAUAUCAUUAGUAUGAAUGAUCUCUAUGGAGGCACCAACAGAUACUUCAGAAAGGUUGCUGCCCGCCUCAAUAUAGAAACCAGCUUUGUAGACUGCACCAAAAUCGAUGAUGUGAAAAAGGCUUUGCGACCAAAUACAAAAAUGGUCUGGAUCGAGACUCCCACCAAUCCCACAAUGCAACUUGUAGACAUUAAAGCUGUCUGUGAUAUCGUCCAUCAACAACCAGAUGUGUUUGUUGUGGUUGACAAUACAUUCAUGUCUUCCUACUUCCAAAGACCCCUUGAACAUGGGGCCGAUUGUGUUAUGCAUUCCCUUACCAAAUAUAUGAAUGGUCACAGUGAUGUCAUUAUGGGAGCAGUAGCCACUAGCAACGAUGAUAUUGAAAAAAGGCUCAGGUUUUUACAAAAUUCAAUUGGCGCAGUUCCCUCUCCAUUUGACUGUUUCUUGGUGAACAGAGGCUUGAAGACUCUACAUGUCCGUAUGAAGGAACAUAUGAAGAAUGGACUCGCAGUAGCUAAGUUUCUAGAAGCUGAUCCUAGGGUCACAAAAGUUAUACAUCCAGGUUUAGAAAUUCAUCCCCAGUAUGAGUUAGGCAAGCGGCAGAUGCGUGGCUACAGUGGCAUGGUCACAUUCUAUAUCAGAGGGGGUGAAACUGAAGCUAGAGAUUUCCUCAAAGCUCUCAAGGUGUUCAUUCUAGCUGAGAGCCUUGGCGGGUUUGAGAGUUUAGCUGAACAUCCAGCUAUUAUGACUCAUGCCUCGGUGGAAAAAGAUGAGCGUGAGAAAUUAGGAAUUCACGACAACCUCAUCCGUCUCUCUGUUGGCAUUGAAGAUACUGCUGACCUUAUAGAAGAUCUGGAAAAUGCACUCACUGCUGCGGUUGGCAAGGAGUAGUCUAAUUGCUGAGUUACAGUCAACACUCAACAGUGAACUGAUGAACCAAUCUACUUCUAUCACCACAUUCAAACAUAAUAUGCACAUAGUGUAUUAAAUUGACACUUUACUAAUGGGAAUCGGUAUCAACUACUAAACUAUCGAAGCAGUGCAGGUGUCUCUGGUUUUGUUAACAUUUCUCGAUUUUAAGAGGAAUUGAUUAAAUUCAAAGUGAUAAUAAAUAUGCACAUUGGUCUGUCAUGUCUGCUGAUGGUGCAUAUAACUAUAUUUAGUAGACAUUCUACAUUUGGCUAGUCUUAAGAACAUGUCUCACCUUUUUGACUAUUAUGUUAUAUGAGACUGAAAAGUCAUUGCAAGAAUCUGGGUCCAAUUCCUGAAUCAUUCUUUGCUAUAUAUUCCCAAAUGAAUAAAUCAUGAUCUCAUAUUGAGAGAGCGCGCAAUAGUAUUUCUAAACAUAGACUACAGAGUUUGUAAAAUUAAGAUAUCUUGAGUGAAUAAUAUAUUUAAACUAUUACACGGUUACAACAUGCAUAUGUAUGCCUGGCUAAGAAUGUUCUGGAAAUAGUCCCUGGUGGUACUACUUUAGGCACUUAUUAUGGAAUACUAACUAUUGUACAACGUUUUAUUACACAUCUAGUUGGUCUCAUUUCUUCUCUGGCAGCUAUGUUUUAUUAUAACAUAAAUAUCUCUUAUAUUUUUGAGCACAAACAGGGAAUUAGGUUUUGAAUUUUAAGGAUAUAAUGAAUAUAUACUAUGUAUAUGGUUUGAUAUGGAUGGAAUAAAAUUAUAUUGCACAU
Molecule: messenger RNA, 2001 nt
Organism: Owenia fusiformis
Lineage: Eukaryota; Metazoa; Annelida; Polychaeta; Sabellida; Oweniidae
Source: the annotation of a GenBank genome assembly